Alternaria burnsii is the source of this 1362-nucleotide messenger RNA. RefSeq lists its product as uncharacterized. NCBI's taxonomy places the organism in Eukaryota, Fungi, Ascomycota, Dothideomycetes, Pleosporales, Pleosporaceae. Bases 1 to 1362 code for a protein of 453 amino acids. The record is from RefSeq and is a predicted model, not a curated record. The transcript has a single exon.
AUGGGCCCUUCCACUUUCUGUGACGACCUCCCUACCUCCCUGGCGGACCUACUUUCCAACACCUUGAUCCUGCGCCAAACUGCUCCCUACCUGCCAAUAUCUGCCCUUCGUAACCUGUCGCGAACCUGCAAGUCUCUACAUCAUGCCGUCUUCCAGUCGCCAGAAGCCUUCCGCUACCUGGACCUCUCCCCUGUAAAGUCUGCUAUUGUGCCUUUCGAUGGACCUCUUGAUGUCGGUGGUGUCAGUUUUCGCGCUGAGCGAAUGGAUGAAGCCCUCACAGAAGACGAUUUUUACAGCGGUCCUUUACGCCACAUCUUCAACAGGCUGGAGAAGCUCCAUGUCCUGCGUAACGUACACACACUCGUCCUAGACGGACUCAGCGUGACAGCAGAGUUGGUCAAAGAAUUGCUUACGGAAGAACGAUUCAACGUUCGUAUACUUUCUAUUCGCGAAGCUAAGCACAUGAACGAGCGCAAGCUUCAGCAAUACCUCCGAUAUGCGGUUCGACCGUCAAGGCCUGCGGGCACACCUCGAGUCAAAGGCAUCUACAUCUUUGGACCCCGCGACCGGACCCCGCGUCCUACAUCGCCCGUGACGAGAAAACUGUCCGCAGACAUUCCUAGAGGCGUGACGACUUCGCAAGGGGCGCAGAUUGGGGCACAAUGGAACGAGAAAUCGCAACAAGCCUUGGACGCUGUACUAGCGCAGACCGAGGACAAAUGGUAUCAAUCUUCUGGCAAAAUCAUACCAAAGCGGCCGUCCCCGGAAUGGGCAGAAAUACUCCAAGCAUGCGAAGGCAUCAUUGCUUUCGAUGCUGUUCUGUGCAGAGGACCACGACAUGACCCGAGCAAAGCAUAUGUUAGGGAUGCAACUGCGAGUGGAGCAACUCAUCCAUCCUCUUUCCUGCGGCCUACAAUCGCAACUGUCGCACUUGGCCCAUCGGGCUGCGAGACAUGUCACUCGUCUCCAGAAGGACCGGCAGUUUUCGGCGACUCAAGCCCAUCACACCAUCCAUUACUCAGCCCGGUACCGCUGCAUGGCUCCUCUGUGCGUGCUGCCCAGAUACCGCAUACUCUCGACGGUUCUGUGCCACCGCCUCUGAUAGUGCGAUGCGAGGACUGCCUUAAGGGACGUUGGUGCGAAAGAUGUCACAAAUGGUGGGACGAGGAUUGUUAUACUGGAUCCGUUACCGCCCAACGUACGGAACUACAGCAGACCGAGCUUACUGAGAGCUUGAAACCUGAUGGGACCAGUCAACUGCUCCCAAAGCAAACGAUCAAGGUACAUAUGGGCCUCUGCGUGGAACACUGCCUCCGUGAAGAAAUGAUGGCCGGAGCCGGUAGCGACGGGAUGUGGGGAUGA